Dermatophagoides farinae (American house dust mite) is the source of this 1712-nucleotide messenger RNA. NCBI's taxonomy places the organism in Eukaryota, Metazoa, Arthropoda, Arachnida, Sarcoptiformes, Pyroglyphidae. The record is from RefSeq and is a predicted model, not a curated record.
UUCAAUCAUCCAGAUGAUGACCAAUCAAAUCAAAAUGAACAUCAUUCAUCUAAUCAACAAUCAUCAAUCAAUUUAUCGGCUAUAAUUCCACAAACAAAUAUCGGUAAUUAUAGGGAUUGCUGUGAUCCAGAUAAUAAUUCAAAUGAUCAAACAACAUCGACCAUUUCAUGUUCGAUCCAAAUGGAUCAAAUUAGUACACAACAUAAUAAUUCAUCAUCAUCAUCAUCAUCAUUAUCGACAGAACAAUCAUCAUCAACAACAAUGGAUCACCAUCAUCAUGUUGCUAAUAUGAAUAAUAAUGAUAAUCAUAGCUAUCGAUCUCGUAAUAGUAUAACAAGUAUAUUAAAUUUUUAUCGUCGUAAUUCCAAUAAUUUAAUCUUUGAUGCAAAUACAUUUAAACAAGUUAAACGUCUUUAUUGUGGUAUGUUAUUGGUUGCCAUUGCAUAUUCUGUUACAAUGGUUAUUAUGAUGAUGGUAUUAUAUAAAUCAUUACCUGAAUCAACAUAUAAUAAUUAUCGUCAACAACAACAAUAUCAUCGAAUAAAUGAACAUAAAUCUGAGUCACAAUCACAACCAAAGAUUACGACUGUAGCUACGAUUCUAACUGAUAAAGAAUCAGUGUCAGUAUCAUCAUCACUACCACCAUCACCACUAUCACCACCAGUAGAAAAUGAAUCAUCGGAAAUAAUAAAAAAUAAUCGUCUAUGGAUGAUGGAUACAUCAGGACAAACAUUAUAUCGCCAUUAUAAUCAACAAUAUGGUAAUCGACAAGCAUCUACAUCAUAUGUAAACCGUACACAAUUGGAUCAAGUAAUUGCCAUAAAUUUCCUAACAACCAUUCUUUAUAUAAUGGCAUUCUAUGCUGCACAACGUGAAUUCUAUCAUCUUACAUUGGCAUUCACAACUACAUUGGCAGUUAGUAUGAUUAUAUCAUCGGUUAAAAUAUUAUCCGAAGGUUCAAAUUUUCCUAACAAUCUAAUGGGCAUUUUAUUACGAAUGUCAAUCGUAUUGACAGCAUUAAUAUAUUCAUCACAGAUACGAAAGAAACAAAUUUUCAUAAAUCAAGCACAAACAUUUUGGUUAAAUCAUCCACAUACAACUGCAAUGCUUCAUGAUGCAACAACUAUUAAUAAUAAUAAUAAUAAUAAUUCUUCAUCAACAACAACAACACAACAGCAAUCUAGAUCAACAAGAUCGGCAGCUGUACAGCUUAUACAAGAAAUAUUCGGUGUAUCACCAUCAACCGGUACUUUAGUGGCAACACAUCCAUUUCAUGCUACUGUUGCCGCUACAGCUUCAUCAUCACCAAGUAAAACGGAAAAUAUUAUCAUACAAGAAUAUCAAGAUCAACCACCCGAUUAUGAAGAAGCAUUACGUUGUCCAAUGCCGGUUGUUAGAUCACUUCCAGUACAAACACCGAUUACAUAUCCAAGAUCAGCACUAACAAUAACAUCAUCAACAUUAUCUUUAAUUGCACCACCAUCAUUUGAUCAAUUAAAAACAUCUUCAUCAAUAACAACAUCAUUGCCAUCGUAAUCGAUAAAAUUGUACGGUGAUCGAUUCUAUUUUUAUUUUUAUUUUCCAAAAUGAAAAUAAAAUCAUUGACGUAAUGACAUGAAAAUUUAUUUUACACACAUGAUUUUGAUGGUGUCGAUUUGAUCAGAGAAUAGGUUGAAAAAGAGUGAAUAAAGAAAAAAAAAUUUGGGAAAAAA